AAAAGAAAAAGAAAAGGACGCGAGAGCGAAGGAAGCGAAGCGGCGAGAAAAUCGAAGAGGGGGAAGAAGAGAGAACUAAUUCGCAGCUAUAUAUAUGUAUUAAAUAUAUGUAAUCGUAAUUUCCGAUCCACUUUCCUUCCGCUCGAGCGGCCUCGACGACACAAGGAACUCGUAUCAAACCGCUGCGGACUUCCUCUGAUUUUUCCAAGUCUUUGGAUUUUGACUAGGGUUAGGGUUUUCCUUCGGCACGACUGCUUGAGGGCCUACGUGCCGUUGCGGGAUGGCGGACGGUAGGAUGAAGGCUGUCGCUGAUGAUGAUGAAAGAAGGGAUGGGGACGAUGAGGUCGGGCGGCAGGAUGAUGACGAGGCUGAAGAAUUUGAGGAGCUGGAGCUUGGACUUUCUCUGGGGCGUUGGGGAUGGAAUUCAGGGCUGACGAAUGGUGGCAGGGAUGAUGGCGGAGAGCGCGAUUGUGUCCUUCCGGUGGAGAGGGGCAUCGGGUGCUCAUGGUUUUAUGAGAGACAGUCAGCUACCAGGCAUUUCAUCGCAAGACAAACAAAUUUGAGGACAUGGGGGGAGGAACUGGUGGGUGCAGUAGCUAUGCCUCAGGAAAGAGAUGUUAGCCUGCCAGAUGAGGCAUUUUUCGAGAUGGAGAGAACUGGAUCAGAUAUAGACAGGGAUACUCAGCACAAGCGGCCUAAAGUAUUUGCUUCCCUGGAGUUUCCAUCUUCCUCAGAUGCUGAAGUAGCUGGUCAACCUGCAGUUGUCGAUUUUAUGUCUCAAAAUUCAUCAGCAUUGUCUGAAAAUGAGGUGGCAUACUAUUUGAACCUUUUUCCUAAUGAUGAUGCUGUUGGAAGGACUAGUGACUUUAAUAACGGGGGAAGUUCUUAUGAAGAUAUGUCAAGUAUGAGAAACACUGAAGAUCUAGAAAUUAGGAUGGAUCUUUCAGAUGAUCUAUUGCACCUGAUUUUCUCUUUUCUGGGCCAAAAAGAUUUAUGUAGAGCGGGAGCAACCUGCAAGCAAUGGUUAGUGGCUAGCACACAUGAGGACUUUUGGAGAUGUUUGGAGUUCACGAGCACAGCAAUCUCCCCGCAGAACUUUAUUGCCAUAUGUCGCCGAUACCCAAAUGCCAUGGCGUUGACCAUGGCUGACAUUCUGAAUUCCAAUGCGCUUGUCAUUGAAGCAAUGGCUUCACUCAGGCAUCUUGGAACUUUGAUCUUAAAAAAGGGUCAGUUUGGUGAUCGGUUUUUCCAUGCCUUGACGGAUUGUCCUGCAUUAACCAAAUUGAGAAUUCACGAUGCAUCUCUUGGCAAUAACAUUCAGGAGAUCACUGUAUAUCAUGAUAGGUUACAUGACCUUCAAUUUGAGAAAUGUCGGGUUUUCCGGAUUUCUAUCAGAUGCCCUCAGCUUCAAAUAUUGUCUCUCAAGCGCACCAGCAUGGCACAUGUUUCACUUAGUUGCCCACAGUUACGUGAACUUGAUUUAACAGCCUGCCAUAAGCUUUCUGAUGCUGCGAUUCGAUCAGCUGUUACAACAUGCCCCUUGUUGGGAUCAUUAAAUAUGUCAUCUUGCUCAUGUGUUACGGAUGAAACACUACGUGAAAUCGCUUUUGCUUGUCCAAACCUGUGCAUUCUUGAUGCUUCAUAUUGUCCAAAUGUCUCAUUUGAGUCUGUAAGAUUGCCAAUGUUGAUAGACUUAAAACUUGAUAGCUGUGAGGGAAUAACCUCAACAUCUAUGUCUGCAUUAUCGUAUAGCCACAUGCUGGAGGCAUUACUGCUUGAUAACUGUGGCCUUCUGACGUCUGUCUCACUGGAUCUGCCACAUUUGCAGUCUAUUAGUCUUGUACACUUGCGCAAAUUUGUUGAUUUGAAUCUGCGGAGUCCUGUGCUUCAAUCUGUAAAAGUUUCUAGAUGUUCGGCUCUUCACCGAAUUAGUAUUACAUCAAGAGCAAUUGACAAAUUAGUAUUGCAAAAGCAAGAAAGUUUGGCUACAUUAUCAUUGCAAUGCCACAACUUGCAAGAGGUGGACCUUAGUGAUUGUGAAUCUUUAAUGAAUUCUGUUUGUGAGGUGUUUAGUGACGGAGGUGGUUGCCCAAUGCUCAGGUCAUUGGUUCUUGACAAUUGCGAGAGGAUAAGUGAUGUUGGACUGAACAAUAGUUCUCUAUUGACUCUGUCUCUUGCUGGUUGCCAUGCUAUGACUAAUCUUGAUCUAUCAUGUCCAAAGCUUCAAAAAGUAAAUCUUGAUGGUUGUGAUCAUCUUGAGAGAGCUUCAUUUUGUCCAGUGGGUCUGGAGUCCCUUAAUCUGGGGAUCUGUCCAAAGCUAAAUGUUCUUGUUAUCAAAGCUCCAAAAAUGUCACUGUUGGAACUUAAAGGUUGUGGUGUUCUGUCUCAAGCAUCAAUUCAUUGCCCUUCUUUGACAUCAUUGGAUGCUUCCUUCUGCAGACAAUUCAUGGAUGAAUCAUUGUCUACAACAGCGGCUUCAUGCCCUCAUAUUGAAUCUUUGAUCCUGUCAUCAUGCCUAUCCAUUGGACCUGUCGGGCUAUCUUCUUUGCACUGGCUUCAUCAUUUGACCCUGCUUGAUUUAUCUUACACAUUUCUGAUGAAUUUACAACCGGUUUUUGAUACUUGUUCACGGUUAGUGAUCUUAAAACUUUCAGCUUGCAAGUUUCUUACAGAUUCUUCCCUGUAUGCUCUUUAUAAAAAAGGCGCACUUCCUACCCUUCGCGAGUUAGACUUGUCAUAUUCAUCUAUUGGACAGUCUGCUAUAACAGAGCUUCUUGCUUACUGCACAAAUUUGGUUCAUGUGAACCUGAAUGGUUGUGUGAAUAUGGUUGAACUUGUUUGGCGUUCAAGGCACAAUUCAUCUAAUAUGGCAGUUGAUACCUUCUCAUCCAAUUCGAUAUCAGUUCAAAAUGACGGGGAGGGUUUUAAGAAGCCGGAACAUUUGCUUGAGUUUCUUAGUUGUACUGGAUGCCCAAGAAUAAAGAGAGUUUAUGUUCCUUCUACAGCUAAUUGUUCCCAUUUAUCUAAAAUAAAUCUUAACCUAUGCACAUAUUUGAAGGAGGUGGAUUUAUCAUGCACCAACCUCAGCAUACUGAAUUUGAGUUACUGCAGCUCCUUGGAAAUCUUGAAGCUCAAUUGUCCAAGGCUAAACAACCUACAGCUUCUGGCUUGCAGCAUGCUGGUAGAGGAAGAAUUAGAAGCUGCUAUAUCACACUGCAGCAUGUUGGAAAUCCUCAACAUCCACUCCUGCCCAAAGAUAUACAUCGAGGAUUUCGAGAGGUUAAGAAUUGUCUGUCCGAGUCUCAAACGAAUCCAUUGCAGCCCAUUGAUGUAGCACAUGUCCCCACUUCAACAGCCAAGUUAUAUAUAUAUCUACCUUCAGAUCCUAUUACGCUAAGCGGACUCCUCGUACUUUUUAAGGAUUUUGGUGCUCUUUUUGUACAAAAAAACCCAAAUUUUCUCCUCCUUCAGGAUUGUGGUAAUGCACCCGCCGGGGACUGGCGUUGACACAUUGAACCAACACGUGCAGCAUUUUUGUGUGUUAUGUUUUGUUAAUAUUAAUAUUUGUGAUCGGACGAGCUUGGACUGUGUAUGAAUUGUUGCCCAUUCGGUUUUAUUAAUGUCGGUUUUGGUAUUA
Messenger RNA from Musa acuminata subsp. malaccensis (wild Malaysian banana), 3637 nucleotides. Its product is annotated as F-box/LRR-repeat protein 15. Gene Ontology annotation, molecular function: protein binding. The record is from RefSeq and is a predicted model, not a curated record. NCBI's taxonomy places the organism in Eukaryota, Viridiplantae, Streptophyta, Magnoliopsida, Zingiberales, Musaceae.